Acanthopagrus latus (yellowfin seabream) is the source of this 2340-nucleotide messenger RNA. RefSeq names its product polymerase (DNA directed), alpha 2 (gene pola2). The transcript is spliced from 18 exons. Gene Ontology annotation, molecular function: DNA binding. Gene Ontology annotation, biological process: DNA replication; DNA replication initiation. Gene Ontology annotation, cellular component: alpha DNA polymerase:primase complex. Bases 304 to 2112 code for a protein of 602 amino acids. The record is from RefSeq and is a predicted model, not a curated record. NCBI's taxonomy places the organism in Eukaryota, Metazoa, Chordata, Actinopteri, Spariformes, Sparidae.
CUUAAGACCAGACUGUUUAUGAAUGUGACGUAAGUUCCGGCCGCCAACAGCGACAGCAGUUUUUCGCGGUAAAAUGAAAUGGCCAUCUGAUGUUGAUCAGAUUUAUUACGAGUUCUCAUAUUUUCGUCAGUCGUGUAGAUAAUCGCUGUGGUAGGAUUCAGUAACAGCGUCGUUCUAAAGAAGUUGAUCGUCGGCGUUGCUAUGAAGUGAGAGCAAAGCUAACGUUAGCUACCGAAGUAUCAAAACAUUAGCAUACUACUUGGACUGUAUAGCUUUAAUAUAGGAACUAUACAGCGUGCAACAAUGGCACUUGUGACCGGAGAGAGCCUAAAGUCGGAGCUGGAGAUGUUCGACAUAUCCUGCCAGGAUGACUCCGUCCUCGACAAGAUGGUGGAGCAGUGUAUCUGCUACAGGAUACAGGCGGAUGAGAUGGUGUUGGAGUGGGUGGCCUACAGCACCACAAAAAAUGGACUGAAACUCACCAUGGACACCCUGGAGCAAUUUGAACAUGAGGUGUUAAACAAGAAGAACAAAUCCAAACAAAGCUUCAGAAAAGAAGAAACUCAUAACAGAACCAGAGACAUCCACUCACUGCAGGACCUAAUCAGGGCCGAGGAAGAGGAGGAGAAUUUACUGGACUCCUACUCAACUCCUGCUAAGGGCUCUCAGAAGCGAGCACUCACCACUCCUGAACACCCUCAGUCAAAGAGGAGUGCAGCUAUUCUGGCCAGCCCGGGUCUGCUGCUGUCUCCCGCCAGCUUUUCUCCCAGCACAACGCCGUCACAGAAGUACGGUCAGCGAGGAGGGAAGGGGGAGGUGGUGGUCACGUUCGGGGCCGUGCAGGGCACCCGCUGGGCAGGCAGGAAGGCCCUGGGCGCAGGUGUUCAGCUGGAGCUCCUCGAAGGGUCCGAAGACUCCCUCAGCUCCAGCUACAAGUACAUGUUCCAGAGGCUGCGCGACGUGCGAAACGUGUUGACAGAGAAGAUAGAGGAGCUCGGUGAGGGCCUCAAGACUCACUUCAACAUCGAGGAGUUCUCCCCCGUCUCUCUGCCCGCCCAGGACAGUAUAACAGUGUUGGGUCAGGUUUGCUGUGACAGUAACGGCAAACUCAACGCACAGUCGGUUCUGUUGGAGGCGGGACCGGAGCAAGGUGGUCAGCAGGUACCUGUUGACCUAUCAGAGCUCAAGGAGUACUCGCUGUUUCCUGGUCAGGUGGUGGUGAUGGAGGGGAUGAACACAACAGGAAGAAAACUGAUGGCGUCCAAACUCCUUGAGGGAGCGCCUCUUCCUUUCUACACUUCUGAGGUGAAAAUGGAGGUGGAUGAAGAGCCGACAAAUGUUCUGGUGGCAUGUGGACCGUACACUCCCUCUGACAGCCUGACCUUUGACCCUCUGCUGGACCUGAUCAGUGUCAUCGUCAGGGAUCGGCCUGAUGUCUGCCUGCUGCUCGGCCCGUUUGUGGACUCCAAACAUGAGCAAAUUGAGAAAGCCCAGGUGACCGAGACCUUUGAGGCCAUUUUCUCAAGAUGUGUCGAAAGCAUCGUGGACGGCACCAAAAGUGUUGGCUGCCGCCUGGUGUUUGUGCCGUCCCAGAGAGACAUCCACCAUCACUUCAUCUACCCACAGCCUCCCUUCACGCUGCCAAACCUAAACAAGGACCAGGCCCAGCGUGUCACCCUGGUCCCUGACCCCUGCACCCUGCUGGUCGACGGCGUGACCAUCGGCCUGACGUCCACUGACAUCCUCUUCCACAUGGGCGCAGAGGAGAUCAGCUGUGGCACUGGAUCGGACAGAUUCUCACGCAUCCUGAAGCACAUGCUGACCCAGAGGAGUUACUACCCGCUGUACCCACCAGUGGAGGAGGUCAACAUGGAUUAUGAGAAGUAUCAGAGCUUCGGUCAGAUGCCGCUCACUCCCGACGUCCUCAUCAUCCCCUCUGAGCUGCGCUACUUUGUGAAGGAUGUGAUCGGCUGCGUGUGCGUCAAUCCUGGCCGACUGACCAAAGGUCAAGUGGGCGGGACUUACAGCCGGCUGCUGAUUCAGCGCAGCGCCGCACCAGACGACGGGAAGAGAGUGAGCCCCUGUUUGGCUGCUCAGGUGGUGAAAAUCUGAAAAAAGGAGAUUGAAGACUUUUGGACGCUCGGUGUCGACAGACAUGAGCCGACUGGUGUAUCAAGGCGCUGCACUCUGCUGACACGCUGAUGUAAAAUAUGUUGAAAACUAUUCACUGUGCUGUUGAAACCCACUGGUUUAUUUUUUUAUAUGACAAACAUGUUGAGAGUGAAACUGUCAUCAGAUCCAAGAAUCAUCUGUUUCAAUAAAUUAUUGUUACCCUGUUCA